Drosophila miranda is the source of this 2058-nucleotide messenger RNA. RefSeq names its product bifunctional lysine-specific demethylase and histidyl-hydroxylase NO66. The coding region runs from base 79 to 1233 and encodes 384 amino acids. The record is from RefSeq and is a predicted model, not a curated record. NCBI's taxonomy places the organism in Eukaryota, Metazoa, Arthropoda, Insecta, Diptera, Drosophilidae. Gene Ontology annotation, molecular function: DNA binding. The transcript is spliced from 2 exons.
AUAUCUUAUCGAAAAGUCCGCGGUCACACUGUACUGCACUCAAAUUUGUUUAUAUUUUGCAAAAAGUGCAUUAAAUUAAUGGCAAACUUACAGUUAACUCAGGAAAAACUUGAUGCCCUGCGCUCAGAGUACAGACCACGCAGGCCGUGCGCCCAGCUGAAGUACCCGAGACCGAAAACAAAACCGGAAUACCAAGCGAUAUACCCAUGGCUCCUGCCGGACGAGACGGAUCCACAUUUUGUCUUCUGCGCGGUCUGCGAGUGUCGGUUGAGCUGCAAGCGCUCCGACCUGGGCAAGCACGAGGGCAGCAUCAAGCACUCGGAAAAUGCACAGCGAAAGUCAUUGGUUCCAAAGAUCGAGGAAGAUGCAGUGGCGGCGUCCGGAAUUAUGAAUUGGGAGUACACAGACGAGCAAGAGGGCCUGAUGCUGUAUGGAGCAGCCCAUGAGAAAAAAGAGCACGAUGAUGAAGACGGCGACGAUGAGGCUGAUGGGGAUGGGGAUGCCGAUGCGGAGGUCGACGAUGACGACACUGACCCAAAUGGAGAGGGCGAGGCAGAUGCAGAUGCGGAUGUGGAUGCCCAAAGCGAUAACGAUAAUGAGACCGAACCAGCUUCCAAACAACAGCGCCGCAUAUCCGAAAGUGAUUCGCAACAUUCCGGCAUGCUGGACUAUUUACCUCUGCACGUGACCAUCAACGAGCUGCCCAGUCAGUUGCUGCCCGGCACUCCAUUCCCUUCAGCAGCCACGGUGCCGCAGCCAUGCCGCAUCACCAUCAAGAAGGUGUCGGCGCCCGUGGCUCAGAUGGCCGCACCCAGCCCGCCACCAAACGUUGCGCAGUCUCAUGAAAUUACGUCCAAGGCUACCAUCACGCCGUUAGCAGCCUCCGGCAGCUGUUAUACGCCUUCCACGCGUCUGCCGCAAUCAUACGCCUCCCGGCAGCUCCAGUCGUACCAGCUGCAGAACCUCUCCUCCAUCGCCCCGCCGCGCGACUCCCUAGAGCUGUUCUUUGACAGCAUUUGCUCCACCGUCAAGUCGCUACCGCCAAAGCUAGCUACCGAGGGCAAAAUCCGUGUCAUGCAGCUGAUCGGAGAGCUGGAGCUACGCGCCCUCAGCGACCAGGACUGCCCGCUGGCCACUCAACCUAGUCUCGAUCUCGCCACUUGCGCACCGCCUACCCCAGAUACGCCUGUCAGCAGCCAGCAGAAUGCAACGGUGGCAUCCACGACAAAGUAGCUCGCAGCAUGCGGCCCACUCAACCCAUGGAAUCAGUUCAAAGCAGGCUCAAGUUGCUCUCGUUAGUACAGUAGACUUUGAUAAAGUAGAGUUUCUGGUGCUUGCAUCAAUUUUUAUAAGUUUGUUAAUCGAUUUUCAUUAAUAAAUUUAUUUAUUAAUUGUUAUAUUAAUCUUCCUAUCAUCUGUAGAAUGUCAUCAGUGAGAGACGGUCGGUUUUAUAAAAAGUAAUUAAUUACAUUUAAUUGUAAAGAUUUUCCAAAGCAAGUGUUAUAAAUUAUUCACUUAGUUGUAAGCAUAUAUGUAAGUAAGACUGGAUCUAGAAGGCCGGCUUUCCCUCCAACAUGGCCUUGCCGCAGAAGAACGGAAACUGCACGCCCUGGAGCAGCAUAUCCGCGACGCCCUGCGAAGAGUAAAAAACGGAAAGAGUUUCUUGUUUAGCAAGUGGUGGAUUGGAGCAUAUCUAACCGAACGUUAUCGCGUUUGUCCACAUUUUCCGUAUAGCCCCUCCCAGUAUCCCCGAUAAAGUAUGGCACAUGAGUAAUUGUGAAGAAAUGUAUUUUCUGUGAUAAGCAACAGCCGCAUGCAGCACCUGUUUCGUAGCGAUGACCUCACCCGUGACGACCCCACCCCACACCAUGCUGGUAUUUCCCGGACUCACCGACAGGGCGGGUAUGCAGGAGGCAAAUGCAUAGACCCAGAUGUAGAAGAAGGCGCAGAAGAAGGCCACGAAGAAGGAGACGAACCAGAAGACCAGCAGCCAGAAAACAAACCACAGUGGAUUGGGCAUCUUGAUGUGUAGAGUUUCUUGUUCGAAGUAAUUCGAGC